UAUGGCCGAACCUCGACAGACCUCACUCCAACCCCCGAUUCUCCCCGUACCACAGCCGAGACUACUAGCAGCACAGCCACUGCUAUUCCCCCAUCACCUUCGCCCGAUCGACCCGACCAUCCGUCUACUACCGCUCCAAGCCAGCCCGUCGUCACACCNNUCGUCGCUCAAAACGCAGCCUGCGCUCACGUGCCCUCUAAUGCUGCUCGCCCGAAGAAGAAAUCGAAGUUCCUGUCCUUCUUGAACUGCUGCGGCUCCUCGGACGACGCCCAGGACGGUGAUCAGGAUGUGCCAUCUCGCCAGUCGGUGCCUGCGCAAGCCUCCCAAGUCGAUCAACAACCCUCAAUGAACUCCAACCCAACAAUGCAAUCAGUGGAUACCAUCGAUGAGAAGCCGUCCACCAACCCUUAUCUUGCCGAGCCGAGCGGCACUUCAGCUCAUGCAGAAAGUGAGAACAUGUCUCCGCCUGGUCAAAGUCAGUCAGAGUCCAGAUACGAAGGUGUCUCUGCGCCCCCUCAAAUAGCCACUGGAAUGCCUUCGGUUGGGCCCGUGCAUGGUCAGAACUCGCAAAUGCAGACCUCUUCAGAUGCGCCCUACCUCACUCAACCCGAUGUCGUUGUUCAAGCUCCUACUCCCAUUGCGACGACCGCAGAUGAAGAUCUUAUGAUCGCCGACCGCACUCCGGAACAACAGGCUAGAGACACGGACAUUGAAAUGACGGACGUCGGUCCUUCGCUACCUCUUUCGGCCAACGACGUAGCUGGUACAUCCGAGGAUGAAGGCCAUGUCUCCGCUCGCCGUGAAUCUGGCUCACGGGUCGACCUGCCUCCUCCCCCACCCCUGGUGGAGCGCCAGGCACAAGUGGCACACCCCAACACGGCUAGCCAUGACACAUCGCUGGUCCCGAGUCCCGAGCCUCAGAAGUGGUUGUUGCCAUCUGUGAGGCCGGAGCACCAGGGCAGAAAAUGCUUAAUCCUGGAUCUGGAUGAGACUCUUGUCCACAGCAGUUUCAAGGCGGACUUUACUAUCCCUGUAGAAAUAGAAGGGACAUACCAUAAUGUCUAUGUUAUCAAACGACCAGGGGUCGAUGCAUUCAUGAAGAGAAUGGGAGAGCUGUACGAGGUUGUCGUGUUCACGGCUUCGGUUUCANAAGACCCGCUUCUGGACCAACUGGACAUCCAUGGAGUGGUACACCACAGACUGUUCCGAGAGAGUUGCUACAAUCACCAAGGCAACUACGUCAAAGACCUCUCGCAAGUCGGUCGCGACCUCAAGGAGACAAUCAUCAUCGACAAUUCGCCCACCUCAUACAUUUUCCAUCCUCAGCACGCUGUGCCCAUUAGCAGUUGGUUCUCGGACGCCCACGACAACGAGCUUCUGGACCUCAUUCCGGUGCUGGAAGACCUUGCAGGGUCGCAGGUCAGCGAUGUCAGCCUAGUGCUCGACGUGGCACUG
Messenger RNA from Aureobasidium uvarum, 1455 nucleotides. The record is from the annotation of a GenBank genome assembly. NCBI's taxonomy places the organism in Eukaryota, Fungi, Ascomycota, Dothideomycetes, Dothideales, Saccotheciaceae.